CCGUUCUCUGGCUCUCCCCCCAGGCUUGCUGGAGGGGCUGCCGGCAGCGCAAGGCUUACCUGCAGCGCCUGCAUUUCCUGCGAGCCCACGUGGGCGCCGUGAUCAAGAUCCAAGCGGCUGUGAGGAUGUGGAGGGCUCGGAAGAGGUACCAGGAGAGGCUGCGCUACUUCAGGAGGAAUAUCGGAGCUGUCAUUAAGAUCCAGGCUUUUGUGAGAGCUAACAAAGCCCGUGGGGACUACAGGAUGCUGGCCCACCAGCUGAGCCCCCCGCUGGGCGCCAUCCGGCGCUUCAUCCACGUCCUGGAGUGGAGCCAGCAGGACUUUGAGGAGGAGGCGGAGGUGCUGCGGCUGCGGGAGGAGGUGGCCAAAAGGAUCCGCGGGAGCCAGCAGCUGGAGGGCGACCUGAGCCUCAUGGACGUCCAGAUCGGGCUGCUGGUCAGGAACCGCGUCACGCUGCAGGUGGGGGGCAGGGGGGACUGGGGGGGG
Messenger RNA from Meleagris gallopavo (turkey), 485 nucleotides. The record is from RefSeq and is a predicted model, not a curated record. Lineage: Eukaryota; Metazoa; Chordata; Aves; Galliformes; Phasianidae.